Molecule: messenger RNA, 1386 nt
Organism: Zea mays
Lineage: Eukaryota; Viridiplantae; Streptophyta; Magnoliopsida; Poales; Poaceae
Product: soluble epoxide hydrolase
Molecular function (GO): catalytic activity
Source: RefSeq, marked predicted
CCCAAUCCCAUGUGGGGUCGAGAGAUCAGGUGACAGAAAUUUCUUAACUACCGUGCGAUCCUGAAACAAAAUACAAUAAUCAGCACGAGGGCCUGAAGGAGCAAGCAGUCUCGGUCUUUAUCUUGUGCCCUGGCUUCCUAUAAAGCUGAAGCAUCUCGCGCGGUCUCUGUCCUGCCUCGAGGAGCAAGCAAGUCGAAGCAUCAAAUGGCGCGUCAGGAGAUCGAGCACAGCCACCUCCCCGUCCGCGGGAUCAACCUCCACGUCGCUCAGGUCGGCAAAGGUGACCUGGGCACGGUGGUGUUCCUGCACGGCUUCCCGGAGAUAUGGUACUCGUGGCGCCACCAGAUGCUUGCCGUGGCCGCGGCGGGGUACCGCGCCAUCGCGCCGGACUGCCGCGGGUACGGCCUGUCGGACCAGCCGCCGGAGAACGAGGAGGCGUCCUGGGUCUGGGAUGACCUCGUCGCGGACGUGCUCGCCAUCCUCGACGCGCUUUCCAUCCCAAAGGCGUUCUUGGUGGGCAAGGACUUCGGCGCCCUGCCGGCGUACGACUUCGCGCUGCAGCACCCGGACCGCACCUGCGGCGUGGUGUGCCUCGGCAUCCCCUUCAGCCCCGUCCCCUUCGCCUUCGACACCAUGCCCGAGGGCUUCUACGUCCUGCGCUGGGGCGAGCCUGGCAGGGCAGAGGCUGACUUCGGCCGGUACGACGUCAGGCGCGUGGUGCGCACCGUCUACGUGCUCUUCUCCCGCGCCGACAUCCCGAUUGCCAAGGAAGGGCAGGAGAUCAUGGACCUGGCCGACCUGUCCGCGCCCCUCCCGGAGUGGUUCACCGAGGAGGACCUGGACGUCUACGCCAAGCUCUACGAGAAGUCCGGCUUCCGCUACCCGCUCCAGAUGCCAUACAGGUCUCUACGCAAGAUGCCGCAGCGGCUGGACGCCAAGUUCCAGGCCCCGGUGCUCAUGGUGAUGGGAGAGAAGGACUACUGCUUCAAGUUCCCGGGGUUCGAGACCGCCGUGCGCAGCGGCGCCAUGGACAACUUCAUGCCGGACCUGAAGAUUAUCUACAUCCCGGAGGGGGGCCACUUCGUGCAGGAGCAGCUCCCGGAUCGGGUCAACGAGCUCCUCCUCGACUUCCUCAAUGGCCACCCCGUCGCAUCAUGAUACCUAGUAGCAGUUGCAGCAAUAAUCGCGGCGUAUCUGCAUGCCAUCGCAUAUGCUUGGCGCACUGGUUGGGUUUGAAUUUUCUCGGAAAAUAAAAGAAAAUGUAUUCUUCAUGCGUCUUGUUUGACUGAUUUGGGGAUGCUCCCUGUAUCUCGACUCGAUGAUGUGGGAGCAAUUUGCUUCGACUCAUCUGAUUGGGGAAAUAUGUUCGUGGCUACUCUGAUUGAA